AUGGACGCAUUCUUUCAGGCACAAGCCAAGUUCCAGGCCGCCCGCGGCCUCACCAAGACCCUGCAGCAGCGCGGCCUCGCACACUCACACAUUGCCGUUGGCGGACGCGCGGCCAUCACCUCGCGACUAGCCAAGACAAUCGACGCCGACGGCAAGCAGACGGGUGAGGUUACGGCCGAAGACCAGCAGAACGACUCUGAGUACCUGUGCGAGGUGUCGAUUGGCACACCGCCACAAAAGGUCCUUCUCGAUUUCGACACUGGCUCAUCUGAUCUAUGGAUCUUUUCCACUGAGCUGGACAAGGCCACUCAAAAGGGCCAUACCGUCUUUGACCCGUCCAAGUCGUCCACCUUUAAGAAGCUGGCCGGCCAGACGUGGCAGAUUUCCUACGGCGACGGCAGCUCCGCCUCUGGCGACUGCGGCAGCGAUAACGUUACUAUUGGCGGCCUCACGAUUGAGAACCAAACCGUCGAACUCGCUUCGAAACUCGCCGAUCAAUUCGCUCAGGGCUCCGGCGAUGGGCUAUUGGGACUCGCCUUUCCCGCCAUCAACACCGUCAAGAAGAACGGGCAGCCUGCGCCCGCGCAGACCCCCGUCGCCAACAUGAUGACGCAGGGCGACAUUCCCAAGGAGUCGCAGCUCUUCACCUCGGCAUUCUACAGCGAGCGCGACGCAGACGGGCCCGAGUCCUUUUACACCUUUGGCUACAUUGACAAUGACCUGGUCAUGGCCUCCGAAAAGGAGAUUGCAUGGACAGAAAUUGAUUCGUCUCAGGGCUUCUGGAUGUUUCCCUCCACGAGCGCCUCUAUCGCCGGCAAGCAGCUCAAGCUCGACGGCAACACGGCCAUAGCCGACACGGGCACCACCCUGGCGCUCGUGUCGGACGAGGUCUGCGACGCGCUCUACAAGGCCAUCCCUGGCGCAAAGUACGACUCCCAGCAGCAGGGCUACGUGUUUCCGCUCACGACCAAGCCCGAAGACUUGCCCGAGUUUCAGGUCGCCGUCGGCGACAACCUGUUUGUCAUUCAGCCCGAGGACCUGGCGUUUGCGCCGGCCGACGACAAGAACUGGUACGGCGGCGUGCAGUCCCGCGGCAACAACCCCUUUGACAUUCUGGGCGAUGCGUUUCUCAAGUCUGUCUACGCCAUUUGGGACCAGGGCAAUCAGCGCUUCGGUGCCGUCCCCAAGAUUGAGAAGACGCAGAACUUGACUCCUCCCAAGUCUCAGUAG
Messenger RNA from Beauveria bassiana ARSEF 2860, 1230 nucleotides. Its product is annotated as aspartyl proteinase. Gene Ontology annotation, biological process: proteolysis. The transcript has 4 exons. Gene Ontology annotation, molecular function: aspartic-type endopeptidase activity. Lineage: Eukaryota; Fungi; Ascomycota; Sordariomycetes; Hypocreales; Cordycipitaceae. Bases 1 to 1230 code for a protein of 409 amino acids. The record is from RefSeq and is a predicted model, not a curated record.